This is a messenger RNA of Schistocerca gregaria, 2183 nucleotides long. RefSeq names its product endocuticle structural glycoprotein ABD-4-like. Gene Ontology annotation, molecular function: structural constituent of chitin-based larval cuticle. The record is from RefSeq and is a predicted model, not a curated record. Gene Ontology annotation, cellular component: chitin-based extracellular matrix. Bases 52 to 477 code for a protein of 141 amino acids. The transcript has 3 exons. Lineage: Eukaryota; Metazoa; Arthropoda; Insecta; Orthoptera; Acrididae.
CACAUCGACGCCUUCCACCUACGACCGAGCUCCAAAGCCGCAGCCGCAGACAUGAUGAAGCUGGUCUCCCUGAUCGUCGCUGCCCUGUUGGCGGUUGCCAUCGCCCAGAGGUACAACUUGAGCCCUGCCGACCUGAGGGCCGUGCCCAUAAUCGCCUACAAUAACGUCCCGCACGCAGCCGCCGACGGAUCCUACGAAUACGGAUACGAGACGGGCAACGGCAUCUUGGCCCAGGAGAAGGGCUUCGUCAAGAACCUGGGCUUCGUCGACCAGGAGACCCAAGUGGCCCAGGGGUCGUACUCGUACACCGGCCCUGACGGCGUCGUCUACACCGUCACUUACACGGCCGACGAAAACGGCUUCCAGCCUCAGGGAGCCCACCUGCCCACUCCACCACCGAUCCCAGCGGCGAUCCAGCGCGCCCUCGACUUCAUCGCCAGCCAACCGCCGCAGCCCGAGAACGCCGGCAGGAAGUAGACGGGGACGUGUCAGCGGCAGUGACGACGGCGGUGACGACGACGACGUAGACAACGGACUCGGACGACGCAGCUUUGGAAGCGUCCACACUAAACCACCAGCCUCCAGAACUUCCCAUCUAUAUGGACCGAGGCACAUGUAGACCACUUCAGGCGACCAUCACCUGUUAACUUGUUCAUUCAAACGGAUCGAAAGUUCAAGUUACUUUCUUGGAUUCGAACUGCUCCAGAAGCAUAAUAAUUCAUUCUGUUGUAAGUAAGGGUAGAGUAUUUAGAAUGUUUCCUCUAUAAUCUCUGGUAGGUCGUUGUGUUUCUCUUCCUUCCUCUUUAACUGUCUCUUCCCAUUUAUCUUCCUCUCUUCCUUUUUGUGAAUAGAUCAUGUGUCUUCUAGUAACUAGUUCAAUGAUUUCUACUUUGCUUAUUUUAUAGACUUCCCUAUUACAAGUUGUGUCUCCAAUCGCAUUGCAUAGUAGAAUGUAGCAAAAAUCAGUACAAUUUCUUGGAACUGUGUUACUACAGGAAUAAUACAAUUUCUGGGAACUGUGUUACUACAGGAAUAGUACAAUUCCUUGUGACUUGUUUCUUCGCUUCUUCCUAGGUAUCUGGUAGCGCACUGUAUUAAUCCUACUCUCUCCCUCCCACUUUCUCUUUCUCUCUCUUUUCUUGUGUCUUUCCUUUCCUUUUUCCGUUACUAGUAGUUUUUCGGUCUUAUAGGAAAAAUGCUUAUUGUUUUUGCUCAUCGUCCCUAUAGAUGUUAGUGACAGCGACUCUGCAUAUUAGCUCUGUACUGCGAAGUAGCCUCUUACUUUCCGUUUCUGCUUCUGCACAUUUCACUUACUACUGCAGAAAUAAGCUUCUGCAUGCACAGAUGGUAGUUUCAACCCACCGGUGCAAGGAAAGUAAACGUGCCAAGGACUGUAUUACACAUCACAAACCUUCUUCUAUUUUUCGUGGUCAAGCAGACGUCGUAUCUCUCUGCUUCACCUCGCACGUCCUUAAUUCGCAGCGAGCUCGUGGCAGCAAUCUUCCAGCCCCGUUGAGCAAUAAGACGUAGCCGGUCCCCUCAGACAAUACGUAAUUAAAAUUUCUAAUUCCUGCCUCGCUUUUCAUACAAACGGACGGCGGCAGCGUGGCUAACCGCUCCUCUCGUUAUAGGCGAUGACUCAGGCGGAUACUACUGCAGUGGUAAACCCACUACUGCCGCGAUGUAACAGAAUAAACACAAGCUGCCCCACUGGGGAGCUGUUCGGGUGCGAGUCCUCUGAAUGUGCUGCGAGCGGUGGCGAAGAAUUGUAGGAUAUGUGGUGGUUCUCUGUGGCAGUCUUCCAUCGCUAACACAUUUAAUUUAUUCUACUGUACUGAGGCUUAAGAUCUGUUGCUUGUUGACGCCCGAAAUUUUAUGCUACUGACUGGGGUGUUUCGUGGAGGUACAUUUAUUGUAAACCCAGCCACUUCCAACUUGGAUAAAAUUUCUGGCGUCGUUCCGGUUAACGUACUUACCUAUACUGUGUACGUACGAAUGGACGUAACACCUCUCAAGAGUUCACCUCGUGUGGAUAGCUCUGGACAUUUUUCCAUAGUUUAUUAAUGUUUUUUAUCGAGAUGAAGGCGUCCAUUUCUUAGUCCAUUUUUUGUACAACGUGUAUGUUUCACACUACAUAUAUUUAUAUUUUUUUGAUGAAAUAAAUUCAGGAAUUAUUGUAAAAA